GGGGGCUGGUCCUGCUCUGCGCUGGUGGGGAACACGGAGGCUGAGGUUUUUCUUGACAUGUCUAGGAUAGCUGCCAGUGAUAGGGGGACGGGGAAGGCAGACGCUACCACCACACUGCUGACUCUCAGCACUGUUCUGGACAGGACCAUUUUAUUCCUGCUUCGUUCGGAUUUUUGAAGAACUAACUUCACUUUUUCAUUCUUUGGUGCUGUUUGAGAUUUUGUGUCGACUUCGCGAUUAAAGGGAGAAAGUUUCACGUGUUGAAAGAAGAUACCACUUUUGAAUGUAUGUAUGCGUGGGUUGCAGCUGAGUCGUAGGAAAAGGACGGUGUUCAGUUUGAAGGCUGGUUUGUACGUGUUUCCUUUUUUAAUUCUGCAGGAUUUGUAGAUGUGCAUUUGCUCCGAUGACACAUCACAGAGAUCUAACAAAUGCCACGUAAAUCGCGUGAAAAGGCAAUGUUCUUAAAUGACAGUGUUGUUAUUUCUGGAUAAACUGGAAUGAACACCUGAGGAUAUAAAUGUAGGCGGACGCCUUCUCAUUGCACAGUUUCUGGACACAAAUUUAAGGUGCUCUUGAAAUAUUAUUUUCAAACUGAUUUUGUGAGUCGCAGAUUAAGAGUACGUUGAGUUUGAGGGGUGGAAUGAAGCCAGGCUCUGAGGACCGGGGCAUGCUGUAAAGCACACAUCGUUUUUUUAAGCACUUCUAUCCGUUCUAACAUCCGGACAACAACUUUUUACAAACAAAACCAACAAAGGACGCGCUACCCUAUGUCACUUUAUUUGGGUUUUUAUUUUUCUACUGGAGAAAGUUUGACUGACUAAGCCACGAAAAAUGAGAAAAGUACUGAUACCCGGAUCUUUUGCACUGAUCUUUCUGCUGACAUGGCUUGGAGACGCGUCCGACACCAGACCAGCCAUCAGACGGGUUCCUUUAAGACGCGCCAGACCAAACAAACCGCGCCUGCAUCCCAGCGUCCUGGCGCACGGCAGCACUGGCGCUGUGAUGCAAUCUGAAGCGCCUGCGGUGCCCUCAGAGCUGAGAGGAAGGCGCGAGGAAAUGCAGUUGGAUGAGAGCACCAGCCCACCCAACCAUGGGGCAGCACGGAGGGUUAUGGCACGCAGGAGACCCCUGCAAGGGGCCAAACCCCUCAGGCACACCAUGGUACAGGACGAGGGGACACCAGGGGCACGCGCCAGGGUGUCCCGUAUGCCAAGUAGCGCCGGGUCACCUAACCUCCUGGCCACCUUCGCCGGCAAGAACCGGCUGCUGGUGAUCUCAGCGCCUCACGAAUCUGACGGCUACUACCGUCUGAUGAUGAGCCUGCUGAAGGCUGACGUGUACUGCGAGCUGGCCGAGCGCCACGUUCACCAGAUUGUGAUGUUCCACCAAGAGGGGGAGCAAGGUGGCAAAGUGCGGCGCAUCACCAAUGAGGGAAAAGUGAUGGAGGAGCCCCUGGACGUGUCUCUCAUCCCCAGGCUGAUGAGCUUCAUGAAGCUGGAGAAGGGCAAGUUCGGCAUGGUGCUCCUGAAGAAGACCCUGCAGGUGGAGGAGCGCUACCCCUACCCCGUCAGGCUAGAGGCCGUGUACGAGGUGAUUGACCAGACGCCCAUGAGGAAGAUAGAGAAGAUGAGGCAGAAGGGGUUCGUGCAGAAGUGCAAGGGUGCCGGCGUAGAGGGGCAGGUGGAGGAAGGAGCUGGCGGACUCACGGAUACGCAGAGGGUGGAACCGCCCGCGGAGAGAAAGCCCGAGAGGAAAGAGGUGCGUAAACCGUUCAGGAGGCCCACCCAGGCCAGCACGACAACCACCACCACCAGACCCACCACUACCACGACAACCAAGCCUACGACCACCACCACCACAUCCAAACCAACCACCACUACACGUGCUACGACCACCACUCGGGCGACUACAACAACACGUGCCACAACUACAACCACCCGUGCUACGACCACCUCAACCCAGAGAACCACCAAAGCUCACCCGCCUCCCUCGAGGACCACAGUUGACCCGUACUAUAACAACCGUAGGGGCAGGCACCACACCAAGACAACAACUGCCCCAACCACCCCCAAUGAGUAUUACACUAAGCCCUACACGGGCAGAUAUGGGGACAAUCGCACUGACAGAAAGGACUAUGGGCGCAAACACACUGGUGUGACACCAACACAGAAUAAGCCUACAAGGCCUUCAAGGCCAUCCAAGAAGAAACAUGGAGGCAAAGUGGUUAUAAAUGAGGACAAGUAUGACGUUGGCAGGCCCACAGAGACGGACCUGGAGGAGCAAGAGGUGGAGGUUGUUCCCACCAAAAAGAGCAGAGUCAAACAAGACAAGAACGAGAAGAAGAAGAAAAAGGACAAAUCCGACAAGCUGGCCAAGAAGGCGGAGAGGAGGUCCAAGGGUCAUAAAAAGAACGGGAAGAAAGUGUCCAAGAGUCAAGAUAAGGAAGUGUACCACAAGCCCACAAAGAGACCACCUCCACCCAAGGGAAUGCUGGAGACCUUCCUGGACUACUUUGAGAACAGAAGACGUCUCAUUGUGAUCACCGCUCCCACAGAAGAGCACCGCAUGUACGCGCAGCAGCGGGACGAGUACCUGGAGCACGUGUGUGAGAUGGCCGUCCGUAAAGUCUCUAUCAUCACCAUCUUCGGAACGCUCACCAACAGCAGCAUGAAGAUAGACCACUACCAGCUGGAGAAGGACAGAGCUAUGAAGGGUCUGCGGCAGGAAGACCUGGUGAACCAGGAGCUGAUCACUGAGCUGAGGAAUGAGUUGGGCAUGACCUACAAUGACUUCCACAUGGUGCUCACUGACUUUGACAUGAGAGUGAAGCAAUUCUAUGAAGUGCCCAUAGCCAUGAAGGCAGUGUUUGACUACUUGGAUACGUUUGGUUCACGGAUCCGGGAGAUGGAGCAACAGAAACGAGACGGCGUGGUUUGCAAGAAAGAGGACAAGCCCAGAUCAUUAGAGAACUUCCUUUCGAGGUUCCGGUGGAGGAGAAGGCUGUUUGUCAUAUCAGCUCCUAAUGAUGAGGAAUGGGCCUACCAGCAGCAGCUGUAUGCACUGACCAGCCAAGCCUGCAACCUGGGCCUGAGGCACAUCUCUAUACUUAAGUUGGCCGGCACCGAAGCGGCGGACAUGGGCGGAGUCCUGGAGCUGUACCCAAUCAACGGCUCGGCCACCGUGGAUCGCGAGGGACUGUCUGCCUCGCUGGUGAAGGACAUCCGCAACUACUUCCAGAUCAGCCCGGAGUACUUCUCCAUGCUCCUGGUGGGAAAGGACGGCAAUGUCAAGUCCUGGUACCCCUCGCCCAUGUGGUCCAUGGCCAUCAUCUACGACCUGAUCGACUCCAUGCAGCUGCGCCGGCAGGAGAUGGCCAUCCAGCAAUCGCUGGGCAUGCGCUGCCCAGAGGACGAGUAUGGCGGCUACGGUUACCAUCACGGCUACCAGGAUGGCUAUCACCAAGGAUAUGGCUAUUAAAAAGGGUGCGGUAAAGAGAGGAAAGGGGGGAGUUCGGGUGCCUGUGAACGUUCUCCAUGUUGUGUAUGAAGCCUGUGAACAGGGCCGGGGUGCCACUUUGAUGCUCACCACCAUCACGUCAUGUUACGUUACUUCCUAUUUCUGCGGUUUAAAUCCUGUCACGGCUGACUUCCGUUGGAACACUGCUUCAUUCUCUCAUAGGGUUGUGUUCUUUUUUUCUGUCUCCAUCCUAAGAACCGUUUCUUCCAUGAUAUCACAGGUAUGGAUGUCUCCGUUUUUGUAGAUAAGAACAAAAAUAAAUAUUAAAAAGUAAUGUGUUGUAAUGUUUUGUUUUUUGUAUUUAUUGUUGGACAUCAAUGUGAGAUGUUUCUGAGGGUCACAAUCAGUUGUCUCAUGAGGAGGGCUCAUAAAUCUUUGUUUUGUCUAUUUCUGAAGAUCACAUCUGUUCUUAUUUAUAUGCAGUUGCGCUAUAAGGACAAUAAAGUCAAUUUAUUACCA
Molecule: messenger RNA, 3975 nt
Organism: Clupea harengus (Atlantic herring)
Lineage: Eukaryota; Metazoa; Chordata; Actinopteri; Clupeiformes; Clupeidae
Gene: ccdc80
Product: coiled-coil domain containing 80
Biological process (GO): extracellular matrix organization; positive regulation of cell-substrate adhesion
Cellular component (GO): basement membrane
Source: RefSeq, a predicted model, not a curated record